AUGCCAGAAACUAGGGACAGCCUUCCCACCAUUCCUACAUCAGGAAAUAUGUCAUCAGACCACGACAAAGAGGCUGCUGAAGUCUCGCUAAAACCUAUGUCCUUAUCGAACAAGCGCAACGCAUUUUCCGAACUCAUGUCUCCCAAAUCCAAACAAACAAAACCGCCGUCUUCCAGGCCAGGCAUAGGGAAAUUGAGCAAUCCUACCGACUUCAGAAGCGGGCUCCUCCCGUACAUUCUCGAGCCCACUUCCUUUCCUUCCAACAUCGUCAUUCAGCACACUGAGCGGACGGUCCUGGUUCAAGAUGCCUUCCCCAAAGCCACAGUGCAUCUGCUCCUGCUCCCGCGAGAUUCCUCCAAAUGGAACCUGAACCCGCGAGAUGCAUUCGACGACCAUAAGUUCGUGGACAUGGUACGAAGCGAGGCCGCGGCGGCUGUCAGGUUAGCUGCGUCCGAAUUAUCGCGAGUAAUAAGUCCAUACUCGGAGUCUUGCAGAGCCCGCAUUGCGGCCAUGGAGGGUGACGACCCUCCUGACGUCCUGCCAGCUGGACGAGAUUUCACAAAGGAGUUCAAAGUGGGAAUCCACGCCCAUCCUUCGAUGAGCCAUCUUCAUGUUCAUAUCAUCAGUCGAGAUAUGCAUUCAGCCCGACUGAAGCACCAAAAGCACUAUAACAGCUUCAACACCGACUUCUUCAUCCCUUUGGAGGACUUUCCAUUGGCGAAGGAUGACAUCCGACGAAAUACCAGCUAUCAGAAUGCCAAUCUUAAGAAGGAUUAUAAGUGCUGGCGCUGUGGGAAAGUGUUUGGGAACAAGUUUAAACAGCUCAAGGAACACCUUGAUGCCGAGUUCGAGGCAUGGAAGAGAGAAUGA
Capronia epimyces CBS 606.96 is the source of this 870-nucleotide messenger RNA. RefSeq lists its product as uncharacterized. The coding region runs from base 1 to 870 and encodes 289 amino acids. The transcript has a single exon. Gene Ontology annotation, cellular component: nucleus. Gene Ontology annotation, molecular function: DNA 5'-adenosine monophosphate hydrolase activity; single-strand break-containing DNA binding; single-stranded DNA binding. Gene Ontology annotation, biological process: single strand break repair; double-strand break repair. The record is from RefSeq and is a predicted model, not a curated record. Lineage: Eukaryota; Fungi; Ascomycota; Eurotiomycetes; Chaetothyriales; Herpotrichiellaceae.